UGCUGUUUCUGCUCUGCUUCUAAUUUAAAGCCCACGGGGAACCGGAGCGCGAGCCGCAAUUAGACGAGCUCAAUGUUUAGGAGGAUUCUCGCGCUCAUAAACCAAAGAUAAACCUGUAAAGGUGUGAGAGUGUGUGUGAGAGCAGCAGGAGCGCGGGGAUAGUGUGAGUUCUGGAGUGUGUGCGGGUUUUUGGUGAGAAGCUUCUUGAUGCCAAACGGAUCCACGCACGCUCUCAGCUACUGACCGGAGUCCGCGCGCGGCCAUGGGGGAGCAGCCGAUCUUCACCACCAGAGCCCAUGUGUUCCAGAUUGAUCCAACCACUAAGAAGAACUGGGUUCCUGCCAGUAAGCAGGCUGUCACCGUCUCGUACUUCUAUGACAGUACGCGCAACAGCUACCGCAUCAUCAGUGUGGAUGGGUCAAAGGUCAUCAUUAACAGCACAAUCACCCCCAACAUGACGUUUACUAAAACUUCACAGAAGUUCGGGCAGUGGGCCGACAGCCGAGCCAACACGGUGUUCGGACUGGGCUUUGCUUCAGAGCAACAGUUAUCAAAGUUUGCUGAGAAGUUCCAAGAGGUUAAGGAAGCUGCCAAACUUGCCAGAGACAAAUCUCAGGAGACAACUGAGACUUCCAGCAAUCACUCACAGGGGUCAGGAAGGGAGACUCCUGUCCAAUCAUCCAAUCAGGUGUCCAGUAUGAAUGGGACAGAUGAUGAGAAAAUCUCACACACACCAGAAACCACAGCGCUGCAGACUGAAAACGAUCGUCUUAAAACUGCUAUAGAGCAAAGUAACUCAAACGCUAAGAAGUUUGAGACGGAGCUGCAGACUCUGAGGGAGAGUAAUGCUCGGCUGCUAGACGCUCUGCAGGAGGCCAACAGCAGCGUGGAGAACUGGAAGACGCAGGCAGCAGCCUGUCAGGAGGAGAACAACAUACUGAAGAACAAGAUCGCUGAGCUGGAACUGCAGUGUAAGGAGUUGAAUCAGGAGAAGGAGAGGAACGCUCAGCUCACUCAGAGAGUUCAGGAACUGGAGGCAGAACUACAGGAUAAAGAACAGGAGCUAGAGGAUCUGAGGAAACAGGCUGAGAUCAUUCCAAAGCUCGUGGCCGAGUGUGAGACCAUCAACGCCAAACUACAGGCAGCAGAGCAGGCCAGCAAGGACGCUCGGGGGAGGGUGACGACGCUGCAGACCGAGGUGGAGGACAGUCAGCAGAAACACACACACAUGAAGACAGAGCUGAAGAAGUUCAUGGAUGUUCUGGAGGGAAAAAUCGACGAGCUGCACGAAGUCCGGCAGGGGCUCUCCAAACUCGGCAUCGAUAAUUAAAACACACACACUCACAAUAUACACACACUGAAUACACACACACACACAUUAAAUACACACAUUUUAACCUGGGUUUCCAGUGAACGGUUCUGGAGCCGACCAAGUGGUAUUACCCCACUGCAGUCCCCCUAAACACACACACAAAGCUGUACAGCUCAAAUUAGGAAGUGACAGCCAUAACUCUUUAUUAUAUAUAGAUCCACACACACACACACACACUCUCCUGUGUGGUGAAGGGUCUGUUUUCUGUGUGUUUUUGUGUGUGAGAGAGAAAGCAAAUAAGGGCUAAAUGGUAUUUAGUAAAGUGACACACAGUAACAGGGUUGACCUGAGAGUUGCACUGUCGACACACACACACACACUUUCUCUCUCUUUUUGUAAUAAUAGGGUGUAACGGCCGGUAUCUCAGGGUGUGUUUGGGUUUGUUAUGCAUUAACACACACAUACACACACACACACACACACACACACACACACACAUACGAACUGCAGUGUCACUAAGUGCCUGAGGGUGGCGCUCUCUACAGGAGUCCCGCACUAACCUCCCUGUCUGCACCCUGUUGCUGCCCCUGGUGGUCAGGAGGCACGCACACAUGCACAACACACAUGCACACACAACACACACUACUACAAAGAUUAAAGUGCAAUACUGAACCUGGCCUGCAGGGGGCGGUGUGGGGGCAAUGCUUUGACUUACAGUUGGUACGUCUUGGCCAUAACCAAUCAGUGGAGUUAUGAAAUGAUUGGAUAAUAUAUUUCUGAUUGCUGUUAUCAGAAUCGUGCAUGUCUGAAACUCAUCUGUCUGACCUUUUGUUCUUUUGUUUGUAUGUUUUUUAAGGAAGUUUUGUUGUAACGUUGUGGCUGUGGUGGGCGCUGUGUUCCCUACUUUGGCUUUUGGGUGUGUGUGAUUGUACAGAGUGUGUGUAUGUGUGGGUGUGUGUAAGUCAUUGCUGCUUGGUAAUAAGGGAAUGUGUGUGUUUGUGUGUGUGUAUGUGUGUGUUGUACGACACCCUCAGUGACUCUUUUAGGACUUUUUUUCUUCCUGGUUUUCCACGUCUGUUUUUUCUGAUCAAUGCUGUACGAAUAUUGAUUAUUGAUUGUCAUAAAUAUAGUUUAAGUAUGAAA
This is a messenger RNA of Astyanax mexicanus (Mexican tetra), 2455 nucleotides long. It is a transcript of the gene homer2, whose product is annotated as homer scaffold protein 2. Gene Ontology annotation, biological process: regulation of store-operated calcium entry; G protein-coupled glutamate receptor signaling pathway. The coding region runs from base 263 to 1330 and encodes 355 amino acids. The transcript has 9 exons. Gene Ontology annotation, molecular function: G protein-coupled glutamate receptor binding. Gene Ontology annotation, cellular component: plasma membrane; cytoplasm; postsynaptic density. Lineage: Eukaryota; Metazoa; Chordata; Actinopteri; Characiformes; Acestrorhamphidae. The record is from RefSeq and is a predicted model, not a curated record.